Diabrotica balteata is the source of this 1443-nucleotide messenger RNA. NCBI's taxonomy places the organism in Eukaryota, Metazoa, Arthropoda, Insecta, Coleoptera, Chrysomelidae. The record is from the annotation of a GenBank genome assembly.
AUGGAAUUGAAAGUCUGGGUGGAAGGAAUACAACGCAUAGUAUGUGGAGUUACAGAGACAACUACUUGCCAAGAUGUUGUCUUUGCCCUUGCUCAUGCUACAGGCAAAUCUGGAAGAUUUACGUUAAUCGAGAGGUGGAGAAGUAACGAAAGACAGCUUUCCCCCAAUGAAAAUCCUAUGAAGAUUAUUAUGAAAUGGGGGGAAUACUCCAAUGAUGUUCAAUUUAUACUUCAGCGUAGUGAAAAUACCAAGCCUUUACAGCAACCAAAGGUGAAAAGUUCUGGUAGUGCUAGUAGCACACCAACACACUGCUCAAAUGUACAUGAUCUCUCUGACCAACAUAAAGAUACCAAUAAAUCAUUUAGUGGAAGUUAUUUGGCUAACUUUGACAAUGUUGGCAUUGUUAAAGGAAUACCACAAAUGAAAUCUGUCUCGUUGGAAGUGAGAGAAUCUCGUACCAAUUCUCCUCAAAGUUCUCCAAAGAAAAGCAGCUACUCAACUGGUUCUGACAUAUCAGAUCAUUCUAGUCAAAGGGUGGCACCACCAUAUAAAGACCCACCUGCCCCACCUCCGUACAGAGAUCCACCACCACCUACGUCUUCAAUUUACCGUGAUAAAUUAAAAAAAGGAUUGGCACAAGAACCCCUGAAGAAGGAUAAAGAUGAAAAUAGGAAUAAAAUUCAAGAUAACAUGUUAUACAACACACAGUAUAGGGAAUUGGUAGCUCUUAUAAACUACCAACGUGAAAAAUUAUCAAACCAACAGGCUGAUCUAAAUAAGUAUGACGCCGAAAUUGUCUUUCUAGAAGGAAAGGAGAAGGAAAAACAAAGACAAUUAGAUUUUAUAGCUCAAGAAUUAAUAGCAAUAUCGGGUAUAACUAAAAACAAUCAAGAACAAAUACAUGCAUUAAGUUAUGUAGAAGAAGAAAGUGAAAUAGUUAAACAACAAGAGAAGACAUUGCAAUCUGAAAUCACUUUACUAAGAUCGAAAUUGGCGAAUUGCGAAACUGAAUUGUUACAGUGCAAAAAUAAAAUAAGGUUACUAAUGGAGGAACUACAAAUUGAACAAAGAGCUCAGAGUAGAAGGGCAGAUUCACUUAAGCAGCUAGAACGCAAUAUACUUUUGGAAGUCGAAAGACUCCAAAAAGACAUCGAAUUGGCAAAACAAAGUACAGAUUUGCAUCAUUUGACUGCAGAAACGUUAAAGAGAGAGGUUGCUUCACUGGAGACUGCCAUUUUAGAAAAGAAAAAGCAAGUGGAGCACCUAGUAUCAGAAAUGAAAGAGGCAAACUUGGAAAGUCUAAGCAUAGUACCUCCAGAAGACAUCAGGCAAAUUCUGGAAGGUCCCACGAAAUCUGGUAGCACUAGAAAAAUGAUUGGUUCUCCCAGACAGCUGGAGAACGCCGUACCUACUAAUAAAAACCCCCACGGUGUUUGGGUCUAG